AUGCCCUUCUUGAAGUCACUUUUCCCGUCGUUGGCCCUCUUGGCCCUAGCGCAAGCCCGAUCCGUCAGACCGCGACAGUUGGCCAUCACGAGCAACUCCUCAGACUUCAUAUCAAGCACGACCGAGAUUACCACCAUAAAUGCCACAGAUGGUUCACCGGCAGUGGUGAUUCUAGACUAUGGAUGGAGCGUAGAAGGUAUUCCAUCCUUCGAAGUCAUCAGCAAGGAGGGCGAUACAUCGACUUUUGAAAUCACGUAUGGCGAAACCAGCGCCGCCCUCAAUUCAUACAUGAGCGAUGGCCCGCUCCCACUUGCUGCGACCAUGGACACUUACCGGGUCAAUCGAUACAAUGUCAGCCAAGUUGGGCAAGUAUCGAAUCUUCUUAUCCAAGGCGCCUUCAGAUACCAGAAACUGAACCUCAGCUCGCCUGGAGCUCUCUCACUAAAGAACAUAGGAGUCUGGCCUACUAUUGAUACAACUCCUCUGACCAAUGUACCUGGAUCAUUCGAAAGCUCCGACGAGACAAUCAAUGACAUUUGGACUGCUGGCGCGCGCACUAUUCAGAUGACUGAAAUCCCAGCAAAUUCAGUUCCAGAGUUCUGGACAGUGACUUCAGAAGGCGCUCUUGUUGACAGCCUUGCCCCUCAGGUUCUCGGAUCCGCUACAGCCGCUCAGCUUACAAUUUAUAAUCUCCAGUUCAGUGUCAAGCCUUUGGUAGGCGGGUUCGGGUUUCUCGUGCUUGCCGAUACGUUGAAUUCUGGUAUCUACUUUUCGUGUGACGUUUCUCGCCGCGAAAUCACGGUCCAUGCGGGAACAACAAGCGAAGAUACUCUUCUCCAAGCCAUCGAUCUUCCCAAAAACACGACCAUUGCCCUCGGCUCCUGGAGCACUGUUGCCGUCACCGUCGCAAUGACCGAAAUUGCUGUCGCCAUCAAUGGUGUCCGGGUUGUACAGAUAUCGCAGACUACUAGUUUCUAUGGUUCUUUCGGACUCGGAGCAUCAUUCGGUCAUCAAGCACUAUUCAAGGACCUGUCCGCGGAUACGACAGAUGGGCAGGAAAUCUAUUCUCACUCUUUGACCGACACGUCGUUCCUGGCAGACUUCUUCAUGGGCACUAACCCAGCAAGCACCAUAGUUGAUGGCUCGCGUCGUGACCGCAUCGCCUAUUCUGGAGAUCUCGAUAUUGCUGGCGGCUCGGCCCUGGUAAGCACUCACGGCCUCGACUUUAUUCUCGGAUCGCUCGAUCUGCUUGGGUCGUACCAAGCCUCUCCUGGCUUCUUUAUACCCACCGCCAAGAUCCAACAAGAGCCUCUUGACCAGCAGCUCAACGUCAGUGUAACUGGGCUCAUCGGAUACUCGUUCAACUUUGUCACUGCCGUCGCUGCGACCUACAUGCACACUGGCGACGUCGAGUUUGCAGAGAAGUGGGCCACCAAGGUGCAACAGAUGCUGGAUUGGGCCGACUCCCAGGUACUCGAGAAUGGGCUGUUCAAUGUGUCCGAGUCUUCCUUUGCCGGCGACUGGAACUAUUACGAUCCAUCCCAAGCCGGCGUGUCGGCCAAGUUCAAUGUCUUGUAUGCCUAUGCCUUGCAAGAGUCAUUGACACUCAUCGCAGAUGGUGGUAUAGACGCCAGCGUAUAUGAGAAGCGACUUGAUGCGCUGCGCGAUGCCAUUGACAGUCAACUCUGGAGCGAUCAUCUCCAAGCCUACUACUUUUCCGACGCUUAUACCGACGGUUUCGGCCAGGACUCCAACGCCAUUGCCAUCUUGGCACAGGUGAAUAGGAAUUCCAGCCACUCGUCCGAGACCAUCCUUUCAACCUUGUCCAAAGAUCUCGCGAGACCGGCAGGAUCCAUGGCAUUCUCGAGUGGAAUGAUUGCCUCGGGUUUUCAGCCGUACAUGAGCCCUUAUGCCUCGGCAUACCACCUCCGCGCCGCGCUGGCCUCGAACAAUAGCGACGCUGCACUCGACCUCCUGCAUGGCUUGUGGGCGCCAAUGGCCGACACCACCAAUGCCAACUAUACCGGCACGUUCUGGGAGACGCUGGACGAGGAGGGAAGACCAGGCUUGGGGCUCACUACGAGCUUCUGCCACGGCUGGUCCGCGGGUCCCACGGCCGAGCUGACCAAGUACGUGCUCGGUGCCAUGCCAACGCGUCCGGGCUGGUCCGAGUUCAGCAUUGCUCCCGUGACGCUGGGACUCAAGUCGGCGAGGGGCCGUGUGCCGCUGGUGGGGGGACGACAGGUCCAUGUGGAGUGGAAGUUUAGCUGUGAUGGUCUCUUGACGAUGGAGGUCGAAGCCCCGGCGGGCACCAUGGGCACAGUCACGCUUCCGAUGCCGCUGCUUACAUCUACUGAUACCUCCGUGUUUACGCUCAACGGCCAGGUCAUGAAUGCGACGAGUUUCGAGGUUGUUGGGGGUGCAUCAUUUAAGCUGCAACAGCACCAUGAAGUUUAA
Messenger RNA from Pestalotiopsis fici W106-1, 2457 nucleotides. RefSeq lists its product as uncharacterized. Lineage: Eukaryota; Fungi; Ascomycota; Sordariomycetes; Amphisphaeriales; Sporocadaceae. The coding region runs from base 1 to 2457 and encodes 818 amino acids. The record is from RefSeq and is a predicted model, not a curated record. Gene Ontology annotation, biological process: carbohydrate metabolic process. The transcript has 2 exons.